AUGAAGAGCAAAAAAACGACAGCGAAACAGACUAAAAAAUCCAAGUCAAAAACAUCUGCUGCUAUUGCUUCUUCUUCAAAAUCAACAACAAAUACAACUAAUAUUUCAAAAUCACAAGAGGGAGAAAGAGGAGGAGGAAGAAAUGCAAAAACUAAAGUCACAACAAAAGCGGCAACAUAUGAUACGAUAGUUCCUAUUCCUAUUGAUACUCCCAUAGUAUCAAAUAACAAUAAAGUAAAAUUACACGCUAAUCUUGACGAACAUGAAUUCUAUCGCCACGUUGACCCUCAAUUACCUGGUCCCAUAAAAAUGAAAAAUUUAAUUGUGUGGUGUGGACAACGUGCUAUCGAGAAACAGAAGUCACAAGAGAAUUCGAGUGAAAAGCACAUUCUUAGCAUUGCAAAAGUAGUUCAGGAAGAGAUUCUUUCUAAAUUGAUGAACGGUAAUAUCAAUAUCUCGUGGUAUCAUAGAAAGGAUAAAUAUGCAAAAGAACCACCAAAGCAACAACAUCCACGGAAUAUCCAAAAUGAAAAUAGACUAAAAGAUUACGAAGAGACAAUAGCAAAUCUAAGAGCCGAGGAUCAACUAUGGACGAAGUUAGCACACACAGUGAAUUCGUUACAUGCAUCUGUGGUUGAUACCUGUGCGGCAACUCCGUCCGGAGAAUCAUUACACGCAAUGGUACUCGACAAUGCGGAUACGCUAAUAUCGUCAUCAUUGUCUGAGGGAGAAAAAAAAUAUCUUGAUCAUCUUGGUUCUGAAGAUUAUAUAGAUUUAACUAAAGAUGAGGAUAAUGAGCGUCCAAUUAUGGAUAAAUUUUGUAGUGAAUUUAGAAUCCAGAUUGAUGAAUUUUACCAAUUGCUUUAUAAAGCUCAUGUAUUUGAUGAUGCAACGCAGGAUUAUUGUGAGGAUGUACUGGUGAGGUUACGUAAUACACUGAAAAAACGGGAUGAAGGUGGACGUAUUAAAGGCAUUAGCUAA
Molecule: messenger RNA, 981 nt
Organism: Ambispora gerdemannii
Lineage: Eukaryota; Fungi; Glomeromycota; Glomeromycetes; Archaeosporales; Ambisporaceae
Source: the annotation of a GenBank genome assembly